AUGGUUUACUGGGCUCUUAUCCACACCCUGCUGUUUGCAGUUGCAGGCUUUGCUCAUCCUCAGGCGAAUGACACGUUCAAAUACGAUUAUUCAAUACGAGGUCGUAACCCCGCUCCCAACACUCAUUUCAGCACUUCCUCGUAUAGCGAGCGGUUCCCUGAUAUUGCAGCUGCGUUUGACGGCAAUAAGCGCUUCAUGGCGAACCGUGACAGCGCACUAUUCCAAUCGCUUGUUCAGAAUGGCCAGAAACCACCGUUUAUGAUGGUGGCCUGUUCCGACUCUCGCGCGUCCGAAUCCAUCUUCGACUUGGCUUUCGGGAAUUUCUUCAUGGAGAGAAAUAUCGCCAAUCAGUUUAGGUUGGACGACUUCAAUACCCAAAGGUUCGUCCUCGAUCUUGAGACAUCCAGCUUGAGGGCGCUAACGACAUAUGACUACAGCGUCAUGUCCUAUGGCGUCUAUGCGUUAGGCGCUCAGCAUAUUGUUAUUCUUGGUCAUUAUAGUUGCGGAGGCGUUGCCGCAUCCAUCGCUACCCCUCCAAAGGCGCCAAUCGACGUUCCGACUCAAAUCGUACACACAUGGAUAUCCGACAUUCGCAGCCUCUACCUCUCCUCGAAUCGUACAGAAGUCGCCCAAAUGCGCAUCGCAAACGAGAUCAAGGAGGCUUCGGGCGGUACAGUUCCGCCGCCAGGGAUCAGGGAUCCUGGCUUCCGAGCUCUUGUGGAAGAAAAUGUCAAGUUGCAAGUUCAGAAAGUUGUUGAUAGCCCGGUUAUCAAGAACCGCUUUGCGGAAAUCGUCCAAAGACUAAAUCCGGACGGAACUCCAAAGCCCUCUGAACAAGAUUCACAUCAUCAGAGACGCGGGGAAACGGGCUCAAUUCGUCCACUCUUUGUACAUGGAUGGGUACAUGACCUCGAGACCGGUGAGGUAAUCGACCUGAACGUCUCGCGCGGUCCUCCUGGAUUCGAAAAUUACACGCCUUCAUCUGAUGGUUCAUCACAUCCACCACCAGCAUCUAGCUAG
Molecule: messenger RNA, 1020 nt
Organism: Serendipita indica DSM 11827
Lineage: Eukaryota; Fungi; Basidiomycota; Agaricomycetes; Sebacinales; Serendipitaceae
Source: the annotation of a GenBank genome assembly